AAUAUCAUCACUCAUCACUGCACAUCAUCAUCCAUCAUCAACACCACCACCACCAUCUCCUCCUCCUCCUCUUCCUUCCUCCACGGCUCCACCACUGCCACCAUAAACUACACCAUUUUUCAAGAUCUCUCAAACCCUCUUACCACAACUUCUAUGGCUAUUUUAUUAGUUUCUUCAGAACCCUAAUCCCAAUUAGAUCUUUUGUGAAUUUGUUUUUAAAAAAAGAACCCUAGAUGUUUGAGCCAAUAUGGAGAUAACCAUCCCAGUCACAACCCCAAAUACAGUUGGUCCUAAAUCCCCUGAACUGGAUACUGAAACACCCACCCGGAUCCAACCCACUAAGCCUUCAAGCUUCACUAACGGAGUACUCAAGCGCCACCACCACCACCACCACCAACCGGUGGUGGUUGUAUACAAAGAGUGUCUCAAGAACCACGCGGCUACUUUAGGAGGUCAUGCUCUUGAUGGGUGUGGUGAGUUCAUGCCUUCUCCUUCCGCCAUCCCAACCGACCCCACCUCUCUAAAAUGCGCCGCGUGUGGUUGCCACAGGAAUUUCCACCGCCGUGAGCCGGAAGACUCUUUGACGCCACACCCUCCUAAUACUACGACCACGAUGGAGUAUCAGCCUCUCCACCGCCACCACCCGCCACCUCCGCAGCCACUGGUUCCGCAAUCAGGUCAUCGGAGCCCCAAUUCAGCAUCUCCUCCGCCGAUCUCGUCCUCCUAUUACCCCUCAGCGCCUCAUAUGCUCCUCGCUCUCUCUGGUGGCAUUUUGGCUCCACAAGACGCGACAAAUUUGAACCAAUCUGGAAGUACUAAUACUCGAAAGCGAUUCAGGACGAAAUUCACGCAAACCCAGAAGGAGAAAAUGUACGAGUUCGCGGAGCGAGUCGAGUGGAAGAUGCAGAAAAAGGAUGAGGAUUUGGUUCACGAGUUCUGCAACGAAAUUGGGGUCGAUAAAGGGGUUUUGAAGGUGUGGAUGCACAACAACAAGAACACUUUGGGCAAAAGAGAUGUUAAUGGAGCAAGAAUUAACACUACUCCCACGACCACUCUAAACAACGGUGUCUCCACCGCAAUCGCCGCCGCAAACAACAACAAUGGAAAUGACGAGAGUAGAGUACACGGGAUUGAGAAUAAUCAUCGAGAUCAUCAGUACGAGACACAAGUCGGGACUAAUGGGUCGUCUUCAUCUUCUUGAUCUCUUGGUGGAUUAAUAAUUACUGUUAGAUAGAGUAAGCACUGCUACUUAGUUGUCUAAUUAAUCUCUUAAUUUUUCUUUGUUUUCUGAUCAUUUUAAUUAAUAUUGAUGAUCAUCAUCGCCACUUUUCUUGAGGAUAACAAACUUGGGAGAGAUCGAUCCGAAUCUGGACAUUUUUUCUUUCUAGUUUUUAGUAGUACCAGGUUUUUGAUUGAAUUGAUUAGUUUUGUGAUUCUGGGUAUUGUAUGCUUAUUAAUUAGACCUUCA
This is a messenger RNA of Tripterygium wilfordii, 1468 nucleotides long. Its product is annotated as zinc-finger homeodomain protein 10-like. Gene Ontology annotation, biological process: regulation of DNA-templated transcription; regulation of developmental process. The record is from RefSeq and is a predicted model, not a curated record. The transcript has a single exon. The coding region runs from base 248 to 1201 and encodes 317 amino acids. Lineage: Eukaryota; Viridiplantae; Streptophyta; Magnoliopsida; Celastrales; Celastraceae. Gene Ontology annotation, cellular component: nucleus. Gene Ontology annotation, molecular function: transcription cis-regulatory region binding; DNA-binding transcription factor activity.